Messenger RNA from Styela clava, 6030 nucleotides. RefSeq names its product putative E3 ubiquitin-protein ligase HERC4. Lineage: Eukaryota; Metazoa; Chordata; Ascidiacea; Stolidobranchia; Styelidae. Gene Ontology annotation, molecular function: ubiquitin protein ligase activity. Gene Ontology annotation, cellular component: cytoplasm. The record is from RefSeq and is a predicted model, not a curated record. Gene Ontology annotation, biological process: ubiquitin-dependent protein catabolic process; protein ubiquitination.
UUUGUUAUUGUAUACAUGUCGCCGCCGUAAAACUAAAGUAGCUGAUGUCCUUGUUUUAGUCAUGUUUUCAGAAAGAACCUAUGUCCGUUUUUAGGUGUGGCUGUUAUUACAAAACAGUUACAAAAAUCAUGAUUACAAAUCUCAAAAUGUGGCAUAAGGUACUUUGAGUCUCUCCCAGCGAUUUAUUUUAAUUUAUUCAGUUGCUGUGUUUUUGACAUUUCAUUCGUAAUCGCAUUAAGUAGCAUCUGCUUUUGGAAGCUUACAAAUGCAGCUGACAAUAUUUGUUUUAUAUGUUGUAAGAGGAUUGACUAAUUCAUUGCUCAUUUAAAUCUAAUUAAGAGUAGAAGUGGGAUGAAUACUGAUUGUGUGGGUUUGAGUAAUGAUUCACUCAACUCUAUAAGCAGUCUGAAAAAUAUUUUGAAAUGCUUAAUAUGUUGUUUGUUUACUUGCUGAAGUCUUUACUGAUUAUUAUUUAUGAAAUUUUAUUAUAAUAUAUUAUAAUAUAACAUUUUACGCAUAAAUAUACGAAAUGUUUUCAAUUUGAAUAUUCAAUGUUGAAAUUCAAUUCACUGCUUUGUCGCAUUUUUACUACAGUAAGUUUAUUCUGGCUUAAAAGGAAUGAGUUCCUGAUUUUCAAAUUAAUAUAGGACAUUGAAUAGUGAAAGUGAAGUGAUCUUUUGUUGAUAUUUAUUUGAUUUGAAUGUACAAAGCAAAUAUCAAAUGAAUGGUUGCUGUUUGGAUAAUGAUAUAUACUUGUAAUAUGGACAUUGAAUAGCUUCAUUCCUCUACGAUCAGUUCAUUUUCUAUUUGUCAAAAGGUUUGUCUAUUUGAAAUGAAACUUAAAAGCAUUUCACAGUUUGUUUUCUAUCCUUUCCAUGUUUUUUUAAUUUUGUUAUUUCUUCUAUAUAAUAAUGUGAAUUAUAAUAAUAAUAAUGCAUUUUAUUGAUGGCCGAUCUUGUAUUAUUGUAAAACAUAUUACUGUAAUUCGAUUUCAUAUUCUCCACUAUUAUGGAAAAAUUUUCAAACUAAGUUGAGUCUCGUUUGUUAAUUUGUUCUUCUUUUAAAAAUAAUUCUAUGAAUCUUUAUAUCAUUUCUAACAAUUAUACACUGUAUUAAAAAUGCAUCUGUAAAUGUUGUUGAAGUUUUUGUUGUGAAAAGUGGCAACGUACUAUCUGGAUACUAUUAAUGGUUGUGAUAGACACUUAUUCUAGCAAGUAUUCAUUCAGAUAAUGGAUUAAUUUAUCCAUUUAGCAUUUCCAACUUUUUAAAAAUAGUAUCUUUCAGUAUUUCAUUCAUAACCCACUUAUUUGUGUGCUUUUACCUUUGCUUUGAGCAAGUUUUCUUGAAGAAGCAUAUAAUAGCAAUUGGCAGACAACAUGUGUUUAUGCAGGUUACUUUUUUGUUCCUAUCUAUUCUAUUCCUAUGCUUCAAGUUCAAAUUUUAUCAUUGAGUUUAAUAACAAUUUCAAAUUACUGUAUGUCUCUGUGUACAAUGUUCUUAAUUUUAUUCAUUUGUUUUGUAAUCAGAUGCACUUUAUAAUGUUUACCUGUCAUUGAUUAUAUUCAUUUAUUAUUUCAGUAUAGUUUGCUAAUGCUCGCUCCAGGAUUCUACCAUGUUUGCCUGGGGUGAGAAUGCUGUCGGUAAAUUCUAUGAAUUAGGCCAUGAACUUACAAGACCUGAACGUGUGCCUGCCUCAAACUGGGAGAAUAUUAAAUUUUUGGCAGUUUCUGACUGUCAGUGUUGCAUUCUUCUUAAUGAUGGUUCUGUUCACACAUUUGGAAAUUCAGAUUCCAGUACCAAAGUCACAGCUUUAGAAACAUUCAACAUUGUUGAUAUAUUUUCUGGUGGUGAUCAUGUGUUUGCUGUUAGUGACAGAGGGCAAGUAUAUGGCUGGGGAGAAAAUCAACAUGGACAGCUUGGCCUGGAGGAUUCUUCAUCAAACAAUUUACUUGUAAAGGUGCCUAAGAGCAUCAAAUUUUUGCAAUCUAGGAGAGUGGUCCAGAUUUCAUGUGGCAAAUUUCAUUCAUUAAUGUUGCUUCACGAUGGAACAAUUUAUUCUAUGGGCGACAAUGAAUAUGGUCAACUAGGAAUUGGGAGUUAUUCUCCAUCCUCACAGCCCUAUGAAAUAGUUUCACUACGUGGCCUACCAAUUGGACAGGUGGCUGCUAGUGGCUGGCAUUCAUUUUGUGUAACAGUAUCAGGUCGUGUUUUUUGUUGGGGCAGAAAUGACUGCGGACAAUUGGGAUUGGGUGAUCGGGCUAAUCGAACAAGCCCAUGUCUUCUUCGAAUGCUCAGAUCACAAGAAGUUAUGUUUGUGGCAGCUGGUGAUUUCCAUAGUGCCGUUUUGACAAAAGAUGGCGGUGUUUUUACAUUUGGUUCAUCUUCCAAAGGACAACUUGGCCAUGGAACCAUAUCUGAAUUUGAAGUCAAUCCUAGAAAAGUAUUCGAACUAAUGGGGAGUGUUGUUACACAAGUGGCAUGUGGUCAACUACACACUAUUGCAUUCGUUCCUGAUUCUGGAAACGUGUUUGCCUGUGGCAGUGGAAUCAAGGGACAGCUUGGUAUUGGUGAUAAACUAGAAUGUGUCAAAGUGCCAACCAUUGUGAAAGGACCUUGGUGUGAUCGGAAUACCUCACAGAAUAAUGCACAUCAAUAUCCUGGAGUAUCACUUUAUAACAUUAAGGAAAUUGCUGCCAAUGGUAAUCAAAGUUUUGUAUUAAUGUGUUCUAAACAAAAUGAAUCAGCACUUGAUUUCCGAGAAGUAUUGAAGCAUCGGAGAAUAUGGACAUUAAAUAGCGAACUUUGUGAAAGAGUAUCACAAUUGGGUAAUGAUACACAAGUACCAGCCGAUAUCAUAAAUCAGUUGGAGUGUGUUAUGAGUUCUCAAGGUUGCUUGAAUGCGUCAUUUCUUUCAUCUGAUCAUCAUCAAACUAGUACCAAAUAUCCCGGUAUUAAUAUGAUGAGCGCAAGACUUUUAUUUGCAAAAAUAACCCAAUGUAAAAAUAAAAGAGUGCUACAAAAAAUUGAAUCAUUUAUAAGCUCCAAACUUCUGCCACUAUUGCCAUCUAAUCCACCUGAUAUUGAAGCACUUAGAUUGUAUCUUUCAUUGCCGGAACUACCACUUUUACAUGAACCUGAAUGUUAUGAUAGUCUACUGUUUCCGUUUGUGCAACAACUUUUGCUUCUUGCGGAGAAUCCAUCAAAAAUUCUUGACCAAUGGUACAGAUCAUUAGAUCCUGUACAUUUUAUGACCCCGAUCAGUAUGUGCCAAAAGUGUAUUGUUGCAACUAUCAGAAUCGGACUACCUCCAGAUAUUGUAAAACCGAAGGUGCUUUUGUUGCUCAACUUUCUUUCAAAGUUGAAUAAGGUAAACAAUAUUUGUGAUAUUGCUAUUGUUAAUUUUCAAAAAUUUUAUAUACCUGAAUUGAAUGAUCUUAUUCCUCUUGAAGCUGACUAUCAACAAUGGGCACGAAAUCGUGGUACAGACUUCAGUUUUUGUCGAUAUCCAUUUGUCUUUAACUCAAAAGCCAAAACCAUUUUAUUGCAACUUGAUGCACGUUUUCAAAUGCAUGAAGCAUACCUACAUGCUAGGGGUCAGAAUAUGGCUGCAUUUUUAGGGCUUGAUUCAGGUUAUCUUGAACCACCUGUUAUAGAAAUUCAUGUAAGAAGACAGAGGCUUGUCGAAGAUGCAAUUCACAACAUUCGUUCCAUAGGAAAUUUAAAAAGGCCCUUUACUGUGAAGUUUGAAGGUGAAGAGGGCCAAGAUGCGGGAGGAGUGAGAAAAGAAUUCUUUAUGCUCAUUUUACAAGAAGUAUUAAAUCCUAAAUAUGGAAUGUUUCGUCAUUUUAAAGAUUCAAACCUAAUAUGGUUUACAGACUAUGAAAUUGAAACAGAUGAAACUUAUUUGCUAAUCGGUACAAUAUGUGGGUUAGCGAUAUAUAAUAGCACAAUCAUAGACUUGAAUUUUCCUUUAGCAUUAUACAAGAAAUUGCUUGGCUUUCAACCUACACUAGCAGAUCUCAGUGAACUUGAGCCAAUGGUUGGUAGUGGCAUGCAACAGUUAUUGAAUUUCAUGGAAGAGGAUGGAGACACUGUGGAAGAAACAUUUGGUCUUGAUUUCACUGUUCCUCGAGAGUUAUUUGGGGAGGUUACUCAUGUCGAUUUGAUAGAAAAUGGUUCUUCAGUUGCAGUGACUGCUGAAAACAGAUCACAUUAUGUUAGUGCAUACAUGAAUUAUAUUUUUAAUGAUUCGAUCAGAUCUCCUUUUGAAUGGUUCAGCAAAGGUUUUCAUAAAGUAUGUGGCGGUGAAGUAAUGAACCUCUUCAGACCAGAAGAACUGAUGGAAAUGGUUGUUGGAAAUCAGAAUUACAAUUGGGAAGAAUUACAGAAGAAGACCCAAUACAAGGGUGAAUACUAUCACAAUCAUCAAGUUAUAAUCUGGUUUUGGCAAGUUUUUCAUUCCCUCACAAAUGAUGAAAAGAAAGAUUUUGUUCGGUUUCUGACUGGUUACAAUAAAAUUCCAAUCAAUGGCCUUGAGAUUAUAAUACAGCCGAUGCCAUUUGGUGAUGACUAUCUUCCAGUAGCUCACACUUGCUUCAAUGUCCUUGAUUUACCGAGAUACUCGAGCAAGGAGGCCUUAGAAACCAAACUAAGAGUAGCGAUAAGGAGUCAAGGAUUUUACUUGGCAUGAAUAAAGUUCAGUGUUACAUUGUCUAUUUUUACAUUUUUUGUAGUAUUCAUUGUCUGUACUUUAUGAUUCUGUUACCAUAUCUGUUACUGGUGUUAUUUAAUCGAACAUAAGGAAGCACAAAAACCUUCUUGAUUAUCUUAACUUCGAUCAGGAAUAAUGUCUAGGACAGUGCUUUUCAGCCUUUCAUCCUUGUGAUAUGCUAUUAGGCUCAUUACAGAACUCACAUUGAGAAAUAUUCGAAAAUACUCAUAAGUGUAUGAGAAACCAAAUAUUUCCACUACAACAAGAACAAUGAAAGGUUACUAUAAAAAAUGAAAUUUAAUAACACUCCCGCUAUUGCAUUUCUAUCACAAAUCGUGGCCCCAUGUUGCUCAAUGAAAUCUUUACUCAAAUAUCCACACUACUCAAGCGACUUAAUAGUUAUUGAAGCAAAAAAUACUGUUUCAUACAAAUAAGUAUUGAAAAAACGACAAAAUCCACACAAAUGGAAAUUCUCAACAAACCAUGUAGGGUAGAACGAAUAAAACUUACGGAAUAUCAAUAAGUGUAUUGCGGAAUACUAGAGUUACUAAGGUUUAGUGGAACCCCAUUUGAAAUGCACUGUUUUAGGAUAUAGGUGGAACAACACACUCCAUUAUAUAUAGACUGCACCUCACAGAGAGACUUUUUCUUGUUAGAGAAUUAUUUAUCUCUUUUACUUAUUUAUCUCUUUUACUUAGUUUCAAAUGAAAGUUUAAGUUUACAUUUCGAGUUAUUUGGACAUUCGGACAUAUAUUUUUCUUCCUACCUUUCGGGGUACACUAUAAGUUUAGCAUAAUACACUGUUGCGAACAGUUGAUAAUUAAUUCUACUAUACCAUUUUUAGUAAAAUAUAUUUAAAGCAGGAAAAAAGUAUUUAAAUGCUUGAUUACAUUCGAAAUAUUUAUAUAUAUAUACUGAAUAUAGUAAAUUCUUAAUUUAGGAAUAAUUUAAAAUAUUUUUUUUUAUGAAAAUAUUGUCAUAGCUUACAGCAUGUGGUGACUAUCGACUAUUAUGCUUAUGACACUGUAAAAAAUGAUGACAAUGUUUAUCUUACCAUUCCGCGUUACUUAAAUAAUUAAUACAAAUUUACUUUAAUUUCUGCAUAUUUUUCUAUCGUAUUGAACCUAGUUACACCUAGAAUACAUUCAAUAUUCGAAAAUAUUACUUAACAAGGUAUCCAUCUGGCCAUCCCAAAUUUGAAGUUUGUCAACGUCCGUACUCCGUAAUAAAUUUUAGUUGAAGCACUCAAUGAGUUUCAGUCUUUAGUUGUGGUAUUUCAUAUAAGCUCAGAGACAACAUUGUUAGUGAAUAAUUGUUGU